Messenger RNA from Chinchilla lanigera (long-tailed chinchilla), 2407 nucleotides. RefSeq names its product zinc metallopeptidase STE24 (gene Zmpste24). The transcript has 10 exons. The coding region runs from base 184 to 1611 and encodes 475 amino acids. Gene Ontology annotation, biological process: CAAX-box protein processing. Gene Ontology annotation, cellular component: endoplasmic reticulum membrane. NCBI's taxonomy places the organism in Eukaryota, Metazoa, Chordata, Mammalia, Rodentia, Chinchillidae. The record is from RefSeq and is a predicted model, not a curated record. Gene Ontology annotation, molecular function: metalloendopeptidase activity.
UGAGGAAGGUGGGGCCGGCCCUCCUGUGGCGGACACUCGGGGAGGACGUGGGAUGAGGGCGGAUGUCCGUGCAGAGGCACUCGGAAGGGACAGAUAUCGCUGUGACACCGCCGGGACCCUAGAGGGGGACGGGUGUCGGUGUGGCGCCGGUGCACGCUGAGGAGCGGGUGGAAGCGGGUGGUCAUGGGGACUUGGGCGUCGUGGGACGCGGUGUGGGAGUUGCCGGCGGAGAAGCGGAUCUUCGGGGCGGUGUUGCUCUUCUCCUGGACCGUGUAUCUUUGGGAGACCUUCCUGGCGCAGCGGCAGAGAAGGAUAUAUAAAACAACAACUCAUGUACCGCCAGAGUUAGAACAGAUUAUGGAUUCUGAAACAUUUGAGAAAUCUCGACUCUAUCAGCUGGAUAAAAGUACUUUCAGCUUCUGGUCAGGACUCUAUUCAGAGGUUGAAGGCACUUUUAUUCUUCUCUUUGGAGGAAUCCCUUAUCUCUGGAGACUUUCUGGACAAUUCUGUGGUUAUAUUGGCUUUGGACCAGAAUAUGAGAUCACUCAAUCCUUGGUGUUUCUGCUGUUGGCUACACUUUUCAGUGCAUUAACUGGUUUGCCAUGGAGUCUUUAUAAUACAUUUGUGAUAGAAGAAAAGCAUGGUUUCAAUCAUCAGACUUUGGACUUCUUUAUGAAAGAUGCAAUCAAGAAAUUUGUUGUGACUCAGUGUAUUUUAUUGCCUGUGUCUUCACUUCUGCUUUACAUUAUUAAAAUUGGGGGUGACUAUUUUUUUAUUUAUGCCUGGCUGUUCACAUUAGUUGUUUCUCUGGUGCUUGUCACAAUCUAUGCUGAUUACAUUGCCCCUUUAUUUGACAAAUUCACACCUCUGCCUGAGGGAAAGCUUAAACAAGAAAUUGAAGUAAUGGCAAAGAAUAUUGAUUUUCCUUUGACUAAGGUGUAUGUUGUUGAAGGAUCUAAACGCUCUUCCCACAGCAAUGCUUAUUUUUAUGGCUUCUUCAAGAACAAGCGAAUAGUUUUGUUUGACACUCUACUAGAAGAGUACUCAGUACUAAAUAAAGGCAUCCAAGAGGAAUCUGGUAUGGAACCCCGCAAUGAUGGAGAAGGGGACAGUGAAGAAAUAAAAGCUAAAGUUAAAAAUAAGAAACAAGGAUGUAAAAAUGAGGAGGUGCUUGCUGUAUUAGGCCAUGAACUGGGGCACUGGAAGUUGGGACACACAGUCAAAAAUAUCAUUAUUAGCCAGAUGAAUUCUUUCCUGUGUUUUUUCUUAUUUGCUGUAUUAAUUGGCCGAAAGGAGCUUUUUGGUGCGUUUGGUUUUUAUGAUAGCCAGCCUACUCUAAUUGGACUGCUGAUCAUCUUCCAGUUUAUUUUUUCACCUUACAAUGAGGUUCUUUCUUUUUGCCUCACAGUCCUAAGCCGCAGAUUUGAGUUCCAAGCUGACGCAUUUGCCAGGAAACUCGGGAAGGCUAAAGACUUAUAUUCUGCUUUGAUCAAACUAAACAAAGAUAAUUUGGGAUUCCCUGUUUCUGACUGGUUGUUUUCAAUGUGGCAUUAUUCUCAUCCUCCGCUACUAGAGAGACUUCAGGCUUUGAAAAAUACAAAACAAGACUGAGAUGCCUGGAGUCUGUGACAGAAGACAUUUCUGAUUAUUUCUGUCCUGGCAGCAUGUUCCUGCUCUUGAUGUUUUUAAACUUUUUUUUUUAAAGAGGGAAACAAUUAGGUACAGAAAAGCCCAGAUUUAAAUAUAUUUAAUAUCUCAUUUCAAAAAUGAUUUUAAUAAUCAAUUUCUUAAAACACUGGAUAAAAUUUUGAAGCUUAAUGUUUUUAAAGGCAUAGUUUUACCUUUAACAUCUGAUUUUCCAUUAGUUUGUUAUUAUUUAAGAAAAUGCAGAACUUGUUUUAUGUAUUUACACAUGUGGGUCUGCGUGUAAGGGCUGUGGGUGCACAUGAAGAGGGGGCACCUCCUCCACCUCCUCUGGUCCUUUCUGCAAGGUGGAAACAGUCCUGAAUCCCAGUGCUUGUGGCUAAGUUGAAAUUUGUGUUUACCUUCGUGCAGUUGUGAUUUAACCUGGCCAAUCAGUGUUUUCAAUAAGAAAGAUAAUGGUUGGAAAUGUUACUUAAGUGACAGUUAUUAGAAAUACGCUCUGCUGUUCUACUAGAUUUCAAAUCUCUUCUUUCUCUUGCUGCCCACUGAUCAAAAAUUUCUGUUAGUGCUUUGAAGUUAGAAAUUACAUGUUGGAUGUUUUAAAUCAAUGACUUUUUAAAAAUAAAUGUUUCAUUUUUUGCUUUUGUCUCCACCUGGUAGGUAUGGUCCUACCUAGGGGGAUGUUAGCUUUUUUUUAUUCAUUCUGUUUUUUAAAUUUUUUUUUGAGACAAGGUCUUACUGUGUAGUUUCGGCUGAGCUGGAA